CGCGGAACAGCGAGGCGUGUGGAUCCAAUGAGAUCACGCCGCGUCCAGGGCCCGGUGGCUGCAACGAGCCGGUGACUGCUGUAAGCACUGAUAUCAAGACAACGCUGUGCAGCGUGACUAUAAAACACCGCCGCCGCCGCAUGGGUUUCACUCAAUCGGCAUUAAUUUGACAUUUUACCAGGGAGCAGUGUUUCAAUCUGGGAAGUGCACGAAGAGCUUUUUCUUAUUGUCCACGCUGUCAAAUAAGCUUCACCUGCACCAGUUCUGAUAUAAAAACUUCUAGCACUCAAGGUUACAAUGAGGGAAAAGCUGGCGUUAUUGGCGUUGGUUUGCCUCGCCAUAGCACUCCUUCCUUCUCCAACAGCUUCAGUUGCUGUGAUGUCCGUAGACCUGGGAAGUGAAUGGAUGAAAGUAGCUAUAGUUAAGCCCGGUGUGCCGAUGGAAAUCGCUCUGAACAAGGAGUCCAGAAGGAAAACUCCAGUGGCUGUAUGCUUAAAGGAAAAUGAACGACUUUUUGGAGACGGCGCUAUAGGAGUGUCGGUGAAAAAUCCCAAAGUGGUGUACAGGUAUCUCCAGAGCCUCUUGGGAAAGACUGCAGAUAACCUACAGGUUGAGCAGUAUCAGAAACACUUUCCUGAACACCAGCUACUCCAAGAAGAGAAGAGGGGAACAGUGUAUUUCAAAUACUCUGAGGAGAUGCAGUAUACACCAGAGGAGCUUGUGGGCAUGGUGCUGAACUACUCUCGUGGCCUGGCUGAGGACUUUGCAGAACAACCCAUUAAAGACACGGUUAUCACCGUUCCAGCUUUUUUUAACCAGGCAGAACGUAGGGCAGUCCUGCGGGCUGCUCAGAUUGCAGGUUUGAAGGUCCUUCAGCUUAUUAAUGACAAUACAGCUGUAGCUUUGAACUAUGGACUCUUCAGGAGGAAAGACAUCAACUCAACUGCCCAGAACGUGAUGUUUUAUGACAUGGGAUCAGGCAGUACAACAGCAACUAUAGUCACUUACCAGACAGUAAAAACCAAAGAGACAGGCACACAGCCUCAGCUGCAGAUCCGUGGAGUCGGAUUUGAUAGGACUCUUGGGGGGUUUGAAAUGGAGCUGAGACUAAGGGACCAUCUCGCCAAACUCUUCAAUGAGCAAAAGAAAUCAAAGAAAGAUGUAACGGAGAACGCACGUGCCAUGGCCAAGCUGCUGAAGGAGGCACAAAGACUCAAGACGGUGCUGAGCGCAAAUGCUGAACAUGCAGCUCAGAUUGAGGGGUUGAUGGACGAUAUCGACUUUAAGGCGAAGGUGACCCGUGCCGAGUUUGAGGCUCUGUGUUCUGAUCUGUUUGACCGAGUGGCAGUACCAGUGCAGCAGGCACUUGCUGUUUCUGAGAUGUCUUUGGAUGAGAUUGAACAAGUCAUUCUGGUUGGAGGAGCCACUCGAGUUCCCAAAGUGCAGGAAAUGCUUCUUAAAGCAACAAAAAAAGAUGAGCUGGGAAAGAACAUAAAUGCUGACGAGGCAGCAGCUAUGGGUGCCGUGUACCAGGCCGCAGCUCUGAGUAAAGCAUUUAAGGUCAAACCCUUCCUGAUCCGAGACGCUGCCGUCUUUCCAAUACAGGUGGAAUUUAGCCGUGAAACCGACGAAGAGGAAGGCGCGAAGGGAAUCAAGCACAACAAGCGCAUUCUGUUUCAGAGGAUGGCGCCAUAUCCCCAGCGUAAAGUCAUCACCUUCAACCGUUACACUGAUGACUUCACUUUCAACAUUAACUACGGUGACCUCAGCUUCCUCAACCAAGAGGAUAAGAAGAUGUUCGGCUCUGUGAACCUGACCACGGUGAAGCUGUCUGGAGUAGGAGACAGCUUUAAGAAGCACUCCGACGCCGAGUCCAAAGGCAUCAAGGCGCAUUUCAACAUGGACGAGAGUGGUUUGCUCAUUUUAGACCGGGUUGAGUCUGUGUUCGAAACUGUCGUAGAGGAGAAAGAGGAAGAAUCGACCCUCACUAAACUGGGAAACACGAUUUCCAGCCUGUUUGGAGGUGGCAGCACAGAGCCUACUGCUAAUGUGACAGAACCAGUACAGGAUGAAGAGGAAGUUCCUCCUGAAGCUGGAAAAGACCAGGAAGAGACAGUAGAAAAGACUGAUGAGGCUGCCCAAGAGCAAUCUGAGACGGAGGAGAAAAGCCAGGGAGAGAAAAGCAAAGAAGAGCCUCAGACUGAGGAGAAGAAUUCUGAUGAGGGCUCUGAAAAAGAGGAGCCUCAGGCAGAGAAGGAGGCUGAGACGUCAGAAAAAUCUGAUGACGGAAAAGCAGACGGAGCAAAGGAGGAAGAAAAGGAGGCAGAGAAGAAACCUAAACCCCAGAAAAAGAGCAAAAUCUCAGUAGACAUUGGAGUGGAGCUGGAGGUUAAUGAUGUGCCUAAUCCUAGCCUAGAAGACAUCGAAGACUCCAAAAAGAAGUUGCAGGAUCUGACGGAUCGAGAUCUGGAAAAACAGGAGAGGGAGAAAUCACUAAACAGCCUGGAGGCAUUUGUCUUUGAGACUCAGGAUAAGCUGUACCAGGAUGAGUACCAGGCUGUGGUCACUGAAGAGGAGAAGGAGGCAAUCUCCAGCAAACUUAGUGAGGCUUCAGCAUGGUUGGAUGAUGAGGGCUAUUCAGCAGGAACCAAAGAGCUGAAGGAGAAGCUGACUGAGCUGAAAAAGCUGUGCAAAGCCAUGUUCUUUCGAGUGGAUGAGAGGAAAAAGUGGCCAGACAGACUAGCAGCACUUGAAAACAUGCUCAACCACUCUACCAUAUUCCUGAAGGGUGCUAAAAUGAUUUCAGGAGAUGACCAGAUUUUUACUGAAGUUGAGCUGAAAACUUUGGAGAGAGUCAUAAAUGAGACCACGACUUGGAAAAAUGAAACCGUGGCUGAGCAGGAGAAGCGCUCUCCUACAGAGAAACCUGUACUGCUAUCUAAAGAUAUUGAGGCCAAAAUCUCCCUCUUGGAUCGAGAGGUCACCUACCUGCUCAACAAAGCCAAGUUUGCAAAGCCAAAGCCCAAACCAAAACCUAAAGACAAGAACUCCACCAGCUCUGAUGGUAAAACUAACAGCACAGACUCUGAGAAAGUCAUCCCUUCCAAAGAUGGGGCUGAGGAAGUGAAACCAGCAGAGGAACCUCCCACUGAGGAGAAUAAAAAAGAAGCUGAGACCGAGCAAACACUAGCACUAGAAACAGAAAAAAAAGAAACGACAGGGAACAACGAUGAUUCACAAAACCAUAUAGGAGAUGAAUUAUAACAACUGGAACAUCUCAUUUUUGUGUUGUCGUAUUUAUUGACUAUGAUAAAGGUUCUUUUUUGUUUUGUUUCGUUUUUUUAUACCAUCUGUUCUUCUCACAUCACAAAGAGAAUAUGUCAGAGAAUUUUAGGUAAUGUCAGCAUUUUCCUUCAAUAGUUCUCCGUUUGUUAACUGUGCUCUACUGACACUGAAUACAUUCAACUUGAAAGUCCACGAGAAAACUGCAGUCUGCGUUAAUCCCGUCUGCCUGUUUGGAACGUACACAUUGCAGCAUUUUCCUCAGUCUGUGUGCACUUCUUAUGGGAUUACACAUACAUAGAAUGAGCUCACUCCAUGUUCACGGUGUCCUGAAAUACUUUAACAUGUUAGUGCUGGAUUGAGCAGAAUGUAAAUGCAUUUGAGAAAAGAUACAAGAUGAAUUUGGAUCUGAUUUAAGAAACUUUUCAACACCAGUGUGUCAUCUAAAAUUAACAUUUCAGAUCAUUUGCAUAAACAAAGGAUGGCAAAUAUGUGAAAUAGAAUUCUUUUAAGGCUAUUCCUUUCCUGGGCUUUUCUUAUGCUUCGGUGUAUAUGUAAAGUAAUGCAGAAUUCUGUAUCAGUAGAAUACAAUAACCAAAAAAAAUGUGAACUUUUGCCCUUGUUUAUAUUCAGUUACUGUGUGUGUGGCUCAUGUCACUUCAGUAUUCAGUCUUGCAUUAUACACUGACUAAUUGCUUCAUUAGGAACACCCAUACAUCUGCUCCUGCGUGUAAUUAUCCAACCAGCCGAUCAUGUGGCUGCAGUGCUUAAAAUCUUGUAGAUAUAAGCCAAAAAUUUCAGUUAGGUUCAGUUUCAGUGAGCCUAUACCCACUGUAGCCUCAGUUUACUGUUCUUGGCUCAUCGUAAUGGAACUCCAGUGUCUCCUUGGUUGUUCUAGAUCCUUCUCUGCUAACAAUGGUUUUAAAGAGUUAUUUGGGUUAUCAUAUGCUUCUUGUCAGCUUGGUUCACUCCAGCCAUUUUCCUGCUUAAAAUUUCUGCCUCUCACUGAAUGAACGGUUGGUUAUAAAGUUCUGCAUAGAGAUUUUUUUUUUUUUUUUUUUUUGUGAAAGGCCCAGAUGAAGUAUUCACCCUAGUCCCUGAAAGCAACAAUGCCAUGGUCCAAGCAACUAACUAAGUGAGCUUGAAUUCCCCCGUCCCCACACUUUUGUGUAAUAUGAACAUUAACUGAAGCUCUUGAACUGUACCUUCAUGAUUUUAUACAUUGUGCUGCUGUCACGUGAUUGGCUGAUUUAAUAAUUGCAUGAAUGAGCUAAUAUAUUGGACAGUCAGUUUAAGUUAAAACUACUGAUGAACACGCCAACUUUAGUUGUUGUUUUUUUUUGGACUGCACCCACUCACCCGUAAAACCAGUGAAUCUCCAGGGAUUCAUUUGACUGCACUGACAUUAAAGGAACUUGGGUUUUUUUCCCCCCUUCUUCUUCCCAUGAGAGCCUUUGCUGUUCCAAGAAAGUAAAAGUGCAAAUUCCUCCUUUUCAUCUGUUCCCAUUCUUAUCACCAUUCCAUUGUCUUUAUAUUGCUGGUCUGUGGAGGAAAGAGUAUAUAAUGUCUGGGAAAGGGAUAUUUUGUUUCUAAGCUGUUAAUAAAAUCUUUUUUAAAUCUC
Hemibagrus wyckioides is the source of this 4903-nucleotide messenger RNA. RefSeq names its product hypoxia up-regulated 1 (gene hyou1). Gene Ontology annotation, cellular component: endoplasmic reticulum chaperone complex. Gene Ontology annotation, molecular function: ATP binding; ATP-dependent protein folding chaperone. Gene Ontology annotation, biological process: negative regulation of hypoxia-induced intrinsic apoptotic signaling pathway; cellular response to hypoxia; endoplasmic reticulum unfolded protein response. The record is from RefSeq and is a predicted model, not a curated record. The transcript is spliced from 24 exons. NCBI's taxonomy places the organism in Eukaryota, Metazoa, Chordata, Actinopteri, Siluriformes, Bagridae. The coding region runs from base 298 to 3264 and encodes 988 amino acids.